This is a messenger RNA of Bactrocera oleae (olive fruit fly), 1197 nucleotides long. The record is from RefSeq and is a predicted model, not a curated record. Lineage: Eukaryota; Metazoa; Arthropoda; Insecta; Diptera; Tephritidae.
GCAGAAGUUUACUUGCUGCACUGUAAAUGUAUGUGUAUGUAUGUAUGCAUUUAUGUAAGCAUUUAUUGUUGUUUGCAUUACUGUAUACGCAUGAUGUGGGAAUCAAAAUAAAAGUCAUAUCGCAGAUAAAAUAUUUCUUCAACGUUAACCCACCUGCGAUAAUUAUAUAAAUAUACAUAAAGAGAGCUUCUCCUUCAAAGUAAACCCAAAACUAUUUGCAUCGAAAAUGUUGAAGACCGUUCGCUCAAAUCUGUUAACGCAAUUGUUUCGGAAUCUCCGUAUAUGUCGAUGUAUCACAGCCACAGCAGAAAGUAACACUACAGGGUCCGAGAGAAGUGGUAGUCCAUCUUGUGAUGAAGCACAUUUGGAUGAGUUUACCAAAGAGUUUCUUAAAAAUCGCAUAGAAAUGUCGCCUUUUCAGAAGAUACUACUCGGCGCGGGUUCCUCCAUUGCCGCCCUAAUUGAUCCACGAAGGCAUGACAUGAUCGCCGCUUUGGGUGAAACCACCGGCGAAGCGACCUUGCGGAAUAUCUUACAGACAAUGGAACUUACUGCUGAGGGCAAACGCAUACUGAAACAGAAGCCACGUAUAAACACUCAUACCGUAGAUAUGAACCAUUUACGUUCCUUAGGAGAGAAUACUCUUGGGCGAGUCUACAUGAAGUUCUUGGAUGACAAUAAAGUAACACCCGACUCGCGUAUGGAAGUACGAUUCAUUAGCGAUCCAAUGCUGGCAUAUGUGAUGACACGCUACCGUGAGUGUCAUGAUCUGGUGCACACAGUGCUGGGAAUGCCUACCAAUAUGCUGGGUGAAGUAGCCGUCAAAUGGGUAGAGGCGUUGAAUAACGGACUGCCUAUGUGUUAUGGGGGUGCAAUAUUUGGUGCCAUGCGACUACGUCCUAAGCAACGGAAGGAGUAUGUUUCUCGUUAUUUACCUUGGGCUCUGAAAAAUGGAAAGGAAAUUAAACCAUUAAUGCCUGUAUUUUGGGAAGAACGCUGGGAGCAAGAUAUAAGAGAUCUUCGUAAAGAAUUAAAUAUAACGAUCUUAAACUUAUGAACCCAAAGGAUUCACAAAUUUAAUCUCUAGUAUACACAUAUAUGGACAUGUGUUAAACAUUAUGGUUUGUUUUCCUUUUUUUUUAAUACAAGUACUCUGAUAUAGAAAUCCAAUAAACCGAAAUUGAAAAUGUUAUUUAA